Molecule: messenger RNA, 678 nt
Organism: Drosophila mauritiana
Lineage: Eukaryota; Metazoa; Arthropoda; Insecta; Diptera; Drosophilidae
Product: DNA-binding protein SMUBP-2
Exons: 2
Coding region: 102-587 (161 amino acids)
Molecular function (GO): zinc ion binding
Source: RefSeq, a predicted model, not a curated record
AGCUGUUUACGUCUUGCAACUCUCAUCUCUAGACUUCAAAUGUAAAUUUAACGAAAUUAGCAAAAAAUCAUAAAUAUUAGGCGAAUUUGAGAGAUUUUUCAAUGGCAGACGAUCCAAACAAACCCUCUACCUCGUCGAAAACUGAAGAUGCUCCCCUGUUCCCGCCCGCAAAACCAGGAAAACGAGUUGACUAUGGGACAAACAACACAUUGGAGCUGCUGGAGCGGAUUCCCAGCCAGGUGGUGGAUCUCAAGCUGGACGAUGUGCUGACAGCCGUCAAGGAAGUGGAUAACCUCUGCGACUACCCGCGCUGCAAGACCAAAACCAGCCUGAUGGGCCAGGACUGCCAGCAUUGCAAGAAGAGAUUCUGCUUCAAGCACGGACUGCCAGAGGUGCACGGAUGUGGCGAGGAGAUCAAGCGGGACGAGCGCAAAAAGUUCCUGCACCCGAAGCCGGCGAAAACCAUCAGGCAGGAGGAGGAUGUAAAGAAUGCGAAAAAGCGUCUGGAUGCUAAGUUAAAGGAAAUGCAGUUGGGACGCACUCAAAAAGCCACCGGCGGAGGUUCCAAAAAAAAGAACGCAAAAUAGGAAGAAGUCUGAUUUCGUUAGUUUAUUAAAUCCUUAAAAAUCCAAUGUUCUCAAAGGUGUUAUAAAUAAUAUCAGUAUCGUGUUCAAUUUA